ACCGCCAUCUUCCAGUAAUUUGCCAAAAUGACCAACACAAAGGGAAAGAGGAGAGGUACCCGCUAUAUGUUCUCUAGGCCUUUUAGAAAACAUGGAGUUGUUCCUUUGGCCACAUACAUGCGAAUCUAUAAGAAAGGUGGUAUUGUGGACAUCAAGGGAAUGGGCACUGUUCAAAAAGGAAUGCCCCACAAAUAUUACCAUGGCAAAACUGGAAGAGUCUACAAUGUUACUCAGCAUGCCGUUGGCAUUGUUGUAAACAAACAAGUUAAGGGCAAGAUUCUUGCCAAGAGAAUUAAUGUCCGCAUUGAGCAUAUUAAACACUCAAAGAGCCGAGGUAGCUUCCUGAAGCGUGUGAAGGAAAAUGAUCAGAUAAAGAAGGAAGCCAAAGAGAAAGGUACUUGGGUCCAACUGAAGCGGGAGCCUGCCCCACCCACAGAAACACACUUUGUGAGAACCAAUGGAAAGGAGCCUGAACUGCUGGAACCCAUUCCCUAUGAAUUCAUGGCAUGAUAACU
Messenger RNA from Canis lupus familiaris (dog), 515 nucleotides. Its product is annotated as 60S ribosomal protein L21-like. The record is from RefSeq and is a predicted model, not a curated record. NCBI's taxonomy places the organism in Eukaryota, Metazoa, Chordata, Mammalia, Carnivora, Canidae. The coding region runs from base 28 to 510 and encodes 160 amino acids. Gene Ontology annotation, molecular function: structural constituent of ribosome. Gene Ontology annotation, cellular component: ribosome; cytosolic large ribosomal subunit. Gene Ontology annotation, biological process: translation. The transcript has a single exon.